Messenger RNA from Mastomys coucha (southern multimammate mouse), 1778 nucleotides. RefSeq names its product transmembrane protein 45A (gene Tmem45a). Bases 356 to 1234 code for a protein of 292 amino acids. The transcript is spliced from 7 exons. NCBI's taxonomy places the organism in Eukaryota, Metazoa, Chordata, Mammalia, Rodentia, Muridae. The record is from RefSeq and is a predicted model, not a curated record.
CCGCAGCCCCAGCCAGUGCCCCGCCAGGAAACCAGAUGAAGCACAUCUGGACAGCUGUGCUGAGAAAGUUUGUGGGCCCCUUCCAGGCCUGCCACCCGCAAGGCACGUCCCCCACGUAGCCUCCUGCUAGCCAAUUACUACUUAAUUUUUUCCCCCAAGAAGCAAUCAGCAACCCACGCUUGAGUCUUUUUCUAACCCCCAUGUGAGGCGAGGCCACAUCACAUUCAACACGUUUAAUUUUCAUGGGGCUUUGCGAUAAAAAGAACAGAAACAGCAACCAAAGCUCAGCUGCCUUCUGAUCCUAACUGACAAAGUGGGGAGAGUAAGGUGUGAGUAAACCUGGCCAAGCAGGGUCAUGGGGAGUUUCAAAGGUCAUGCUCUCCCUGGGACUUUCUUCAUCAUAAUGGGCUUUUGGUGGAGUACAAAGAGCGUUCUGAAAUCUGUCUACAAAAAGCAAACCCGAACCUGCUACCUUAAUUCUAAGACAUUAUUACGUCGGACAGAGAUUUGGGAAGGAGUUGUUGUGGUUUUAAUGGCUCUUUUUGGUAUAUCUGGGGAACAGUUUAUCUCAGGAGGACCCUCCUUCAUCUUGUAUAAAGAUGGCCAGUGGAACCAGAUCCUGGGCUGGCAUCACACAACCAUGUAUUUCUUCUUUGGGCUACAGGGUGUAACCCAAAUCUUAUGUUUCACUACUAAUGCACUUCCACUUUGCUUAAGCAAGUUAAUGUUAUCAAAUGCCAUCUUUGUGGAGACAUUUAUCUUCUACAACCACAUACAUGGUCGGGAAAUGAUUGACAUUUUUGUACAUGAACUUCUGGUCUUCGUCACCUUAUUUUCGGGUCUGCUUGCCUUCAUGGAGUUCCUCACAAAGAACAAUGCACUUCUGGAGCUCGUGCGGUCCAGUCUCGUCAUGUUACAAGGAACCUGGUUCUGGCAGAUUGCUUUUGUUCUGUACCCCCCUAAUGGAAGUGCUACAUGGAACCUGUCAGAUAUUGAAAAUAAGAUGUUUCUCUCAAUGUGCUUUUGCUGGCAUUAUGCAUCAAUCAUUGUCAUCGUUGGAGUAAAAUAUGCUUUGGUCCACUGGCUGGCAUCUGAGCCUCAUCUUCUUAGGGGCUGGGCAGUCUUCAGGAACAGUACCAGGAUGCAAGGAAAAACUCUCCUUCGUGUCAGCUCUCCUCCAAAGCCAACAGAAGACUACUGUCUCUUCCUGUUUCAAAAGCCUUCAGAUGCCUAAUAAAUGGCUUGUCCAUUUACAGGUUAGUUAAGUCUAGACUGAGGAAGGACUGCACCUCAGAAGUUGGACUCCUGAAACAUGCCGACCGUGAGCAAGAAUCAGAAGAAGAAGUAUGAUUUUGAUGAGCAUCUAGUCUUUCUAGAUAAGCCUUCUCAUUUUGCGUUGCCUUUGUUCACGGCUUUGUUUCUUGACCUUUUAUCUCAAGAACACUUGUCUGAGGCCGACUUCAUGCUGUUUGUACUGCCAGUUUUGUUAAAGUGUUGGACUUUAAGUAUCUUACUUUCAUCUCUGAAACAACCAUGGGUGAUAAAUUCACUUUGCAUAUUGCGCAUGCCAUGUAAUUCAAGAGCAAUCACAAUUUUUUCAUAAAGUUUAGUUUCUUGCCCAUUUAUAAAAAUUAUAUAUUUUAUUUUCCAGAUAGAUACUUUCAAGAUUUGUGGUCUUGCCUUCAUUGUAAUACAUUAAAUGUUGACUUGUACUUGUUUAUCUUGUUGCCGCAAUGGAAAAUAAAUGAAUGCAUGCACCUUGGUGCCGAAACCUCAAA